AUGGGCAAGAAGAAAGGCGGCGGCGGCGGCGGCGGCGGCGGCGGCGGCGGAGCCCCGACGUUCGACCCCGCGGACGUCGCCUCCGAGACGUGGGAAGCGAUGACCGCGCGGCACGCGUCGGAGACGGCGACGAUCGAGGCGCACUGCGCGAGCAUGACGGGCAAGAAGGACAGGGACAAGAAGAUGCGGCUGGAGGGCGAGGUCCGCGACCGGCACUACCGCGAGAUCGCGGAGUGGGAGUCGAUCCACGAGGACGCGCGUGGAUCGGGGCCGCCGUCGGGAUCGGCGUCGGCGUCGAGCGACGACGAGGGAGAGAUGAAGGAGCGCGCGAUGUCGCCGUCGCCGCCGACGGCGGCGAUGGCGCGAGCGAGCGUCAGAGACGACGGCGACGGCGACGGCGACGGCGGGCCGACGAUUACGAAGGCGAUGAAGCGCCGCGCGAAGAAGGAGCGGGAAGAGCGCGAGCGCGAGGAAGCGAAGGAGGUGGAGCGCGCGAACGCGGGGCCGUCGGACGCGGCGCGCGAAUCCGACGCGCUGAAGAAGAAGCUCGCCCCGCGAGGGCUCGCGGUGAAAGAGGUCAAGGCGGACGGGAACUGCAUGUACCGCGCGGUGGAGGACCAGCUCAAGCGCCGAAGAGGCAUGUCGUCGUCGUCGUCGUCGUCGUCGUCGUCGUCUAUAACGCACGAUCACGCGGCGUUACGGAAACUCUGCGCGGACGCCAUGCGCGACGACGAGUGGAGCUACCGGCCGUUUCUCGAGGCGUGCGCCGAAACGGGCGACGCCGGCGACGACGCGUGGCGCGCCUACCUCCGCGAGGUCGAGGACGUCGAGAACGCGCGCUGGGGCGGGCAGCUCGAGCUGCGCGCGCUGUCGGACGCGCUGGGGCGAUCGAUUCGCGUGUACUCCGCGCACAUGCCGGACGUCGUGAUGGGAGGGGGCGAGGGAGAGGGAGAGGGAGGGGACGCGGCGAUCGAGGUGUGUUACCACCGACACGCGUUCGGCCUAGGCGAGCACUACAACUCCGUCGUCGACGCGACGUGA
Micromonas pusilla CCMP1545 is the source of this 1041-nucleotide messenger RNA. RefSeq lists its product as uncharacterized. Bases 1 to 1041 code for a protein of 346 amino acids. Gene Ontology annotation, molecular function: cysteine-type deubiquitinase activity. The transcript has 3 exons. NCBI's taxonomy places the organism in Eukaryota, Viridiplantae, Chlorophyta, Mamiellophyceae, Mamiellales, Mamiellaceae. The record is from RefSeq and is a predicted model, not a curated record. Gene Ontology annotation, biological process: protein deubiquitination.